Messenger RNA from Owenia fusiformis, 934 nucleotides. The record is from the annotation of a GenBank genome assembly. Lineage: Eukaryota; Metazoa; Annelida; Polychaeta; Sabellida; Oweniidae.
AUUCAUUCUAAAGGCCAAUUUAAUAGGAGGCGAUACUUCGGGACCAUUGCUUUGAAGGGAACCAUAUUAGCUAUUUGCAAAGUGUGAUACAUCAGAGGUGAGCCAAGAUGACAACUGCGGCCCGACCAACAUUUGAGCCGGCCCGUGGAGGGACUGGAAAGGGAGAGGGGGAUUUGAGUGCUAUGUCCAAACAGUACUCUAGUAGAGAUCUACCUGCACAUACCAAACUCAAAUACAGACAAGAAGGCCAAUACACAAGGGAGGAGCUUAGAGGACGUGACUUCAGAAAGGAUCUUGAAGAACGGGAGCGAGUAGCUCGAGAGAAGAGAGAUCGUGGACGUGGAGGAGAAAGUAGCUCAAGUGGAAGUAGCACAAGCACAAAGAAACCAAGGCUUGACCAGAUUCCUGCCUCAAACCUUGACGCAGAUGAUCCGUUGGACGACGAUGAUUCUGAUGCCAGCUCAGAUGAUGACGACGAUGACGAAGAUGACACUGCUGAACUACUGGCAGAACUGAGCAAAAUUAAGAAGGAAAGAGCAGCAGAGGUUAUAAGAAAGGAACAAGAAGCAAAGGCAGAAGCGGAACAGAUUCGAACAGACAAUAUCUUACGUGGUAACCCAUUACUUAAUGACUCCCCAGCAGCUGAAUUCAAAGUAAAAAGAAGGUGGGAUGAUGAUGUCGUUUUUAAAAACUGUGCAAGAGAUGACGAUAAAAAAGACAAACAAUUUAUAAAUGACACUCUUCGAUCUGAAUUCCAUAAAAAGUUUAUGUCUAAAUAUGUCAAAUAACACGAGAAAUUAGUGAACUACACAAGGAAUAUGUAAAAUUUAACAUAAGGAGACAAGGAGAACAUUGGAGCGCAAGGAAUGCUGAAGGACUCACACAUUUCCAAAGUAUCACUCGUAGCCAUGAUUUUAUUAUAUUUUUAGAAAAA